AUGACAUCCAAUAUCCUACAACUCCCGUUCCGCCGGUCCCAUACUGUCUCGCUAUCCGAUGCUAUCACCCAGUAUAUCUCGUCCAAAUAUGACCAGCGCCCGGAUAUGUUCGCGGACGAUCUAAUGAUUAUUGAUCGUCUGCGGAGCGAAGCUGUUAAUGUCCAGGAACCGCAUAUUAGUGGUAUUAGUCGGUUGGUCACGUAUGCGGCGCAGUUGAAGUGGCUUGGGGGGAAAUUUCCAAUUGAUGUUGGGGUCGACUUUUCGUGGUAUCCCGCAUUAGGGUUUAAUUCGACACGACCUGUAUCCCAAAAUAACCUGCGCUUUGAGCUAGCGAACAUCCUCUUCAACCUUGCCGCGCUGUACUCACAACUUGCAUACGCGCUAAACCGGACAACUGCGGAUGGCCUCAAGCAGGCAUGCAACUAUCUCUGCCAAGCAGCCGGAGUCCUGGCCCACCUCCGAACAGACAUAAUCCCCGAUCUGCGCUCGUCCCCACCGGAAGAUAUGGAUGAGAUGACACUGCAAAGUCUGGAGCAGCUCCUGUUGGCGCAAGGCCAAGAAUGCUUCUGGCAAAAGGCCGUCAAGGAUGGAUUGAAAGAUGCCUCGAUUGCUCGGCUCGCGGCAAAGGUUUCCGACUUUUACGCCGAUGCGGGUGACUUUGCCGUCAAGUCGAACGCUAUUACCACGGAAUGGAUCCACCAUAUGUCCGCCAAACACCAUCAUUUUGCUGCCGCGGCGCAGUACCGGCAAUCGCUGGACUGCUUGGAGAAGCGCAAGUAUGGAGAGGAAGUGGCGCGGUUACGUGACAGCUUGGCCUGUGUCAACGAGGGACUUAAGGAGUCUCGGUGGAUUAGCAAGACCGUGCUCGGCGAUUUGAAUGGGUUGAAGAGCCGUGUUGCGGAUGAUUUGAAGCGGGCUGAGAAAGACAAUGAUGUAAUAUAUCUUAGUGCCGUGCCGCCAAAGUCUGAGCUGAAGAGUUUGGAUCGGGCUAGCAUGGUGGCUUCCAAGGCGCCGUCGCAGGUGACCGAUGCGAUUUCGAUGCUUGGAGAUAAUGGACCGUUGGGUCAGCCGUUGUUUUCGAAACUGGUGCCUUAUGCUGUGCAUAUUGCGGCUAGCAUCUACUCCGAUCGCCGGGACAGAUUGGUCAAUGAGACCCUGAUUGGGGAACUGGAGUCUAUGACUGAUAAGCUUCGAGAUUUACUGUCCUCGUUGAACCUCCCAGGUUCGCUACAAGCCCUGGAAAAACCGCUCGGUGUUCCAGGGACGGUAGUCUCCCACGCAGAGGAGAUGCGACAACAAGAUGGAUUGAACCGUCUACGCCGGUCAGUCGAAGACACGGCCAGGGUCAAGUCCAACGAUCGAUCGAUAUACAACGAAGGUGUUGAAUUGCUAGCUGCCGAAAAGGCCGAGGACAAUGCAGCCCGGCGAAAGUAUGGCACCGAUCGAUGGGCGCGCGAGACCUCCGAGGCCGCCGCGCCGAAGAUCUACAACUCGUCGAAAGAGAUCAGUGGUUACUUCACGUCCGCCCAAAGCAGCGACGAUUUGGUCGAGCGUAAGCUGCGCGACUCCGAGGCUGUCUUCCGGGUCUUGACGGGAACAAAUCGGGAUCUCGAAUCUUACGUGCCCAGUAGUCGUAGAGCUGCGAUUCCCCCGGAGGUAGAGAGGGAGGCUAUCAAAUUGCGAAGCUGCUUGAGUGAGGUUAGUCGGAUGGAGAACCGGCGGCGCCGACGAAUCCAGACACUCAAGGAUAAAGCUCGCGCAGAUGAUAUCCACCCUGCUCUCCUGAGGGAGACGGCACGGUUAGAACGCGAGUUCCCAAUGCAAGCCAUCCAGGCCAGCCAAUUCGAAGAUCUCUUCGAAGAUAGUCUCCGACUAUACGAUUCCGACAACGAUAUGCUCGCCCAGGAAAGGCGAGACCAGGAACAGAUCUCCGACCAAGUCCGCGAAGCCAAUCUUGCUUUCACUCGCGCACACAAGGGUGAUGCCUCGACUAAAGAGCGCGAGACUGCCCUCCAAGAGCUGGAGAACGGAUACUUGAAGUACAAGGAGAUUAUUUCGAAUCUCGAAGUCGGCCGCAAGUUCUACAACGACCUCGCCAAGAUCGUCAGCCGGUUCCGUGACGAUGCAAAGGCUUUUGUGCACCAGCGCCGUAUGGAGGCGAGUCAAUUGGAAGCUGAUAUUUCCAACGUGACCGCCAUGGCAUCCCUCCGCCUCUCUCAGCCUCACCUCCACCAGGCCUCUCCCCAAACCACCCGCACACACCACCAACCCUCUCCAUACUCAAGUGUUCCACAAGCCCAGACACAGGCACCGGCUCAACCAGCCCCUCAUCCCGCACCCCCGGCCCCGGCUCCAGUACCCGUACAGAUGCAUUCCCAUCGACCCUCAGGAACUGCCGCGCCCCUAACUGCACCGCAACCAGUCCGCGCCGCGAUCCCUCCACCCUCGGUGCCGACGCCGGGCAUGUGGUCGCCUGAGAUAGGCAUUCGGUUUGACUCGGCGGGUGUACCGCCUGGUGCAAAUGCUGGUCCUGCGACUACGGCGGCGGGGAGAGGGCAGGGUGGGACGUGGGAUCCUAGUCAAGGUGUGCGGUUCUCGUAG
This is a messenger RNA of Penicillium subrubescens, 2601 nucleotides long. RefSeq names its product putative pH signal transduction protein PalA. Lineage: Eukaryota; Fungi; Ascomycota; Eurotiomycetes; Eurotiales; Aspergillaceae. Gene Ontology annotation, molecular function: protein binding. Gene Ontology annotation, cellular component: endosome. The transcript is spliced from 7 exons. Bases 1 to 2601 code for a protein of 866 amino acids. The record is from RefSeq and is a predicted model, not a curated record.